AGUGGUCAGGGAGGCUUCCAAGAGGCCUACAGCACCAUUAAAGGAACUGCAGGGAUUUCUGGCUGAAGACGCAGUCCUGAAGAUUGAUGGAGGGCCAUGCUAUUCAAACAGCAGGCAUUGCUGAGACAGAAGCUCUUCGUUCUGGGCAGCCUUGCUAUCGGAAGUGUCCUCUAUCUUGUGGCCAGGGUUGGGACCUUGGAUAGGUUACAACCCAUUUGCCCCCUUGAGAGCAGAGUGCCCCCUCCUGAGCCAGAGCAAAUCCCUCUCCGUACCCUGCAGUUUAAGCGUGGCCUGCUCCAUGAACUUCGCAAGGGCAAUGCCACCAAAGAGCAAAUCCGCCUGCACAACCUGGUCCAGCAACUGCCUCGGGCCAUCAUCAUCGGGGUGCGCAAGGGGGGCACCCGCGCCCUGCUGGAGAUGCUCAACCUGCAUCCGGCAGUUGUCAAGGCCUCGCAGGAGAUCCACUUCUUUGACAAUGACCAAAACUACGCCCGAGGCAUCGACUGGUACAGGGAGAAAAUGCCCUUCUCCUUCCCUCAUCAGAUUACCAUUGAGAAGAGCCCGGCCUACUUCAUCACAGAGGAGGUCCCUGAACGCAUUUUCAAGAUGAACUCCUCCAUCAAGCUGCUGAUCAUAGUCCGGGAGCCCACCACCAGAGCUGUGUCCGACUACACGCAAGUGCUGGAGGGCAAGGAGCGCAAAAACAAGACGUACCACAAGUUUGAGAAGCUGGCCAUCGACUCGAACACUUGCGAGGUGAACACAAAGUACAAAGCGGUGCGAACCAGCAUCUACACUAAACACUUGGAGCGCUGGCUGAAGUACUUCCCCGCAGAGCAGUUCCACAUCGUGGACGGGGACCGCCUCAUCACGGAUCCGCUGCCGGAGCUGCAGCUCGUCGAGCGCUUCCUCAACCUCCCCUCAAGGAUCAGCCAGUAUAACCUGUACUUCAACGCCACCAGGGGAUUUUACUGUCUGCGAUUCAACAUUGUCUUCAACAAGUGCCUGGCAGGCAGCAAGGGCCGCAUCCAUCCAGAGGUGGACCCGUCGGUGGUGACUAAACUGCAGAAGUUCUUUCACCCCUUCAAUCAGAAGUUUUACCAGAUCACUGGUCGGACAUUCAGCUGGCCAUGAUCAGCUUAUCCAAUGAGAUUGCUUGGAUUGAUAUUUAAUUUUUUUUUUAAACACAAAGCCACCAUGUCUCAAAGAUAGUAAUAGCACUUUGAUUGCAUUUAAUACAAGAAUGACAGUGUGACCAAAUAUAAAAAGAACUUGAUGUGUGAGAAUAAAACAAAACAGUUUGAUGAUUUGACUAAGAGGUUCAAUUUAAAGCACUUGACCCUGCAGAUAAUUCACUUGUCUGUCAUUGUUCCCCAAAGAGGGGAAAAAAGGACUGAACUGUGUGAUUAACUAAAGAGAUUAUUUUUGUUGCUCUUUAAAAGACUAUCAAACACUGACAUUCAUGCUGUUAAGAUAAGCUUUAAGUGUGAUGCUUUUUUCAUGAUUAAACACUUAAAAGAUGACAAAAUGACAUUUGAUAAACAGUUUUUCAUUUGUUCCCCAUCAUUUUUGUUUAUUUGACCAAAACUGCAUGUGCAAUCAAGAUGCCAUUAUAACGUUGUACACUCUAGUAUUAGUUGUCUUCUGUUGUCAGUUCAUGUUGUCUUUAACCACAUUUUAUUUUUAAUUCAAGCUGCGAUAAUUCCAUUAGAUGGUUACCUCUUUUAAUUCUCAACAGAAUACCCAUUCUAAAGAGCAGAACAAAAUGAGGAUAGCUACUCAGAAUAAGAUCUAAUGAUUCAAACUUGAUUCAAGCCAUGCCCAAAACCUUCAAAGCAUUUAAGACUCAAGCUUGUGUUUUUAAUGUAAGUAUGAUGUUUCCUCCCCCUACAGCGCUUCCAUGGGUUUGGGAAAUACCAGGCAAAAAAAGCUAUGGUGGAGGAAAAAAAGUUGUCCUCUGAUGAUUCUUGUCAAACUGACUGUUUAUUCUGUGAUGAUUAGCAAAAUGUGUCUGUUUCUGUGCAAAUAUUCAUUCUGUGUCAUAAGUGUGUUGUUAAAAAAGGUGAUAUUAAAAUAAUGUGAACAUU
Molecule: messenger RNA, 2087 nt
Organism: Micropterus dolomieu (smallmouth bass)
Lineage: Eukaryota; Metazoa; Chordata; Actinopteri; Centrarchiformes; Centrarchidae
Product: heparan sulfate glucosamine 3-O-sulfotransferase 5
Exons: 3
Coding region: 97-1134 (345 amino acids)
Molecular function (GO): [heparan sulfate]-glucosamine 3-sulfotransferase activity
Source: RefSeq, a predicted model, not a curated record